AUGUUCACCCGGCAUCUGCGGAGGGCAUUUUUGCCGUUGUUAAAAGAGCAGCGAAACAGCCACGGAGUGCCGUUCGCCAAGAACACCCGGGCAUUUCCGAUUGCCGGUCGGCCAGCGCCGAGAUUUGUGAGUGCUGAGGAGGCAGUGUCUUCAAUACCGUCGGGCGCUCACAUCUACAUCCACGGCCACGCCGCGACACCCACCGAACUUUGCGAUGCGCUAUGUGACCGGGCGCUGAGCGAUGGAUAUAAAUACAACUUCUCGCACAUCAUCCUCUCCGGCAACGUCAGAUGGGGCAAGAAGGAGCUGUACGGCAAAAUCAGGUCCAACUGCCUGUUCAUCUGCGGGUCGAUGCGGCAAGCCGUCAUCGACGGGGCGGCCGAUUAUACUCCAGUUUUUCUCGUCGACAUUCCGGCGCUGUACUAUGACAAGAUUGUGCCUGUGGAUUAUGCGCUUGUAUCGGUAUCUCCGCCAGACGAGCACGGCUACUGUAGCUUGGGAGUUGAUGUGGACUGUACGAGCGCUGCUAUCAACAGUGCCAAACACAUUAUUGCCCUCGUCAACCCAUCAAUGCCUCGCACCUUCGGCGACGGCACCGUGCACAGCUCCCACUUCUCGGCCAUGGUCAAAACGGAUCGACUGAUUUACCACAAAGCCGUGCCCGAACAAAUCGGCGAGGCCGAGCAGAAAAUCGGCAAGCUGAUCGCCGAAAACCUUGUUGAGAAUGGGGCUACGCUACAGCUGGGUAUUGGCGGGAUUCCGGAUUCAACGUUGGCGUCGAUGAAGAAUCACAAGGACCUCGGCAUCCACACCGAAAUGAUGUGCGACGGGAUUCUGGAUCUGCUCGAGUCGAACGUCAUCAACAACCAGGCCAAAGCGUUUAUGCCCGGAAAGAACGUCGCCUCAUUCGCCUACGGUUCGAUGCGCUUCUUCCAGCACGUCAACAAUAACCCGCUUUUCCAUUUCGCCUCUUGCGGAUGGACGAACCACCAGGACAUCAUCCGCCGAAAUUCCAAAAUGACGGCCAUUAAUGCGUGUAUUGAGGUGGACCUCACCGGCCAGGUCGUGUCGGAUUCGAUCGGCGAGCGAUUUUAUUCAGGCUUUGGAGGCCAAGUCGACUUCAUCACCAACGCCUGCAAAGGGUACGACGGACGGGGAAAGUCCAUCCUGGCGAUGACCUCUCGGACUGAGAAGGGAAGACCGAAAAUUGUACCCACAAUUGCGCAGGGAGCCGGCGUGGUGUGCACCCGAGCUCACACGCACCACCUCGUCACCGAGUACGGCAUUGCUAGCCUUUUUGGAAAGUCGGUGAGGCAACGCGCCUAUGAGCUGAUCAACAUCGCCCAUCCCGACGACCGGGAAUCGCUAGAGAAAGAAGCCUUCAAACGCAUGAAAGUGAUGCCCUCGAGAGAAAAU
Molecule: messenger RNA, 1416 nt
Organism: Mesorhabditis spiculigera
Lineage: Eukaryota; Metazoa; Nematoda; Chromadorea; Rhabditida; Rhabditidae
Source: the annotation of a GenBank genome assembly